CCAACCCCAAACUCAUAUCCUCUCCUCCCACUCCGACAGCGUUCCAGAUCCAACCCACCACCGACCCCGCCGACCCUACGAUCUCCCUCUGGCUCAUAGCAUCCGACCGCUAAACCCUUCCAUGAUGAUCUGAACCCAAAGUGCAGGGCAACCCGGGGAAAGGUAACCAGAGAGAGGAAAUCAGCCGGAGCGGCGUGUCCGAUGAACUGAGCAACGACAGCAGGAGCGAUCCGAAGAACAACAUGAGUGGAGGUAGCAGUAGUGGAAAUCCUCCCAAAUACACAGCUUCAAAACUGCCGAGAAUUGAAAUGGCAGAUCUACGACCGGAGAAGAGAGGGCGUUGCGCAAUGCGACGAACACGAAGAGAGUGGGGGAUGGGGGGCGACUGGGAGAUGCAUCGGUCGUUUGACGAUGUCGACGUGUAUUGA
Messenger RNA from Linum tenue, 428 nucleotides. NCBI's taxonomy places the organism in Eukaryota, Viridiplantae, Streptophyta, Magnoliopsida, Malpighiales, Linaceae. The record is from the annotation of a GenBank genome assembly.